This is a messenger RNA of Gilbertella persicaria, 2569 nucleotides long. RefSeq names its product kinase-like domain-containing protein. Gene Ontology annotation, biological process: microtubule cytoskeleton organization; protein phosphorylation; intracellular signal transduction. Lineage: Eukaryota; Fungi; Mucoromycota; Mucoromycetes; Mucorales; Choanephoraceae. Gene Ontology annotation, cellular component: cytoplasm. Gene Ontology annotation, molecular function: ATP binding; protein serine/threonine kinase activity; tau-protein kinase activity. The record is from RefSeq and is a predicted model, not a curated record. The transcript is spliced from 6 exons. Bases 36 to 2552 code for a protein of 838 amino acids.
CUUAUAUUAUUUUUACUAUUUUACUACUAUCCCUUAUGACAACUGCUGCUUUAUUUCAUCCUCACAAAGAUGAAGGAAUAUUAAAUUUAUUACAGGAUCCAUCAUCCCCAAAAGAAAAAGACGACAACAGCAGGAUUUUAAUUCAAACAAGAACGAGCGAAGAGGAGGAAGAGGAAGAAGACGAAAUCAAAAGCAGCAAUACGCAUCAAGAUACCAUUGUCUCUGCUGAAGAAAUACAUACUUACUCAAAAAACUAUGAGCCCAAAAAGAUAUCCAGACUAGGACCAUUUUUACUUCUAAAGACAUUGGGUGUUGGUGAAUUUGGCAAAGUCAAGUUAGGAAAGCAUAUCGAAACCGGACAAAUGGUAGCUGUCAAAUUGGUCAAAAAAGAGAAUAUUGAUUCUUCUUCGCAACUCGACAAAAUCAGAAUGGAAAUUGAUAUUUUAAAGACUUUAAAUCACCCAUAUAUUGUUAAGCUAUUGAGUGUCAAUGAAACUAAUACUAGUAUUGGUAUGGUGUUAGAAUAUGCGGAAGGUGGUGAACUAUUUGAAUACAUUUAUCGGCAACGUUACCUGAAAGAAAAUGAAGCACGACGUAUCUUUUCUCAAUUGAUAAGCAGUGUUUAUUAUAUGCAUCAAAAGAAUAUCGUACACCGUGAUUUAAAACUAGAAAACAUACUCUUGGAUCGUCAACACAAUAUCAUUGUCACUGAUUUUGGCUUUGCAAACCAAUUCACACCUAAAACAGGCGAUUGGAUGUCUACCUCGUGUGGAUCUCCUGUAUAUGCAGCUCCUGAACUUGUCAUGACAGGAAGACUCUAUGCUGGCACAGGUGUUGAUAUUUGGUCUUGCGGUAUCAUCCUUUAUGCUAUGCUUUGUGGCUAUUUGCCUUUCGACGAUGAUGUGAAGAAUCCUAAUAGCAAUAAUAUUGGGCGUCUUUAUCGUUAUAUCAUGUCGCACAAACCUAAAUAUCCUCCACACUUGUCUGACGAUGCUAAAGAUAUCAUUGGGAAGAUGCUCGUUCCUAUUCCCAACGAAAGAUGUGAUAUAAAAACAAUCAUGAAUCAUGUAUGGUUGCAGAAAUACCAAAGCGAUAUUGCAGAGUCAGUGGAAACAUUUGAACAAGAAGCAACUAUAAGAAAACUCUCACUGCUCAAGGGAAUUGAAUCAACCACUCAUUUGAGUAUUUCAGAAAAUCAAACACAAUCAGAUUGCGAUAAUGAGUCCUGUUCUAGCGUAUCGUCAUCUUAUUCUUAUCCUCUUUCCUUCACACAAAAUGAAGACCAUGUAAUUGAAGAGCAAGAACACCAUGAACCUACUAUGAUUGUUGGAAACGACAAUGAUGACGAUCAGGAGGUAAUGCCAUCCGACAAUGUUAAAGCUGCACAAGGUCCAGAACAAGAGCUUAUUUUAUCAGACAAUGAAGGCAAAGAUCAAUUAACAAAUAUUCCAGUUCAAGACACUAAAGCAAACAAAACAAUACCACCUUUAAGUGCAACAAAAACAACGAGCGAAAGUAACGCCAUUGAUGCUGUUGUAACAAACGUUAUUAUACCUCCAGAACAAGAUGAAGAGAAGCAACAGCUACAGCAACCCAAUCUAUCUUUGCGAGCUAAAUUGUUCUCAAGUAUGAAGCGACGUUCAGUUGGUACAAAUAAUGCUCCUAUAAAAACAACAUCAACGCCUCCUCUUAAGGACAAACCAGUAAAUAAAACGAGACACUCUUGGCAAAUGAUGGUGCACCGUAGCACUACUAAAGAAGCCUUGCCUCCAAUAACCCCACCUGCAUCACCUAUAUUGGUGGAGCAUUCAAAAAGUGAGAGAUUAAUCUCUUGGUUAAAAAAAUCAAAGCCACAAACAAAAAAUUCCCGUACUACAAAUAGCAGCAACAACAGCAGUAAGAGUAGUCACUCCUCUUCUGCAAAGAUAGCCAUGAUACCUGAAGAAGAAUCCACUAUACCUAUAGCUAGACCAAUGCGCUCAACAUCCGCUCAAGUUAAACGUACGCCUACGAGCUUAUCAUUGCAACGCAAAGGCCGCUUGCAUAAGGAAAAGCAACAAAAUAUUGACAAUCUCUCUAUUGAAUCCGAGCUACGUGUUCAUAAAGGAGCCAUGAAUCGUUCUGUGCUUACAUCAAAACCUCCUAUGGACGUUUUGCUAGAAAUUACUAAGGUUUUGCUGAUCCUUGGCAUUGAAGUUGAAAAUGUUGGUGGAUACAAGCUGCAUUGUACUCGACGUGCUGAGCCACAACAAAGUGAGAUGAAAGACACCAUGGACCAUUUAUCAACCAACUGUAAUGACACUGCUUCCGUGAUGGUUCAGCCCGUUUAUGGUCAUCCAAGCAUUGACACAGGAGAUGAAAUUCGGUUUUCUGUAGAAAUCUGCCGCUUUGAGAAUUUGUCGGGGCUGUUUAGUGUUGAUAUUCAGCGUCUUUCAAAAGGCAACUUUUCAGGAUACCAAUUCAUUGGUCAAAAGUUACUGAGUUUGUUGCAUUUUGGUGAAGUCAUUCGAAAUACAAACUUUAACAUUUCAUUGAAAAAGGAGAGCAAUUAAUAAUAUAAUAAAAAAAA